UCACAAACUUGUUCCGAUAGUAUGGUUCGUUAAUCGCUCACGAUCAUCCAACAACAUCAUCAUAUAACCUUUCGGAAACCCACUUGGGGAGACCGGCGUCUCGGGGCUCCAGGAUAUUGGAGUCAUUGGACAGAGGAGAAUUUGGAAUGAUUGAUAGACACUGGGUUAGCUGGAUGGGGCUAAUUUGGUCCCAUGGAACUGGUCACCAACCUUAUCGGGCCCAAAGGCGCAAGGCACUAAGACAAAGGUCCCAGAGAAUUAGAGUCUGAGAGGUCCCAGGAGCCUUGCUGCUGGAUCCUCUUUCCCUCAGACUCAACCAAGAUCCCCGAUUAGCUCCGCCUUCCUGCCCAUGUGGAAAGGCAUUAGACUUUUUUUUUUGGUUCCCUUAUUUCUUUUUUUUAAGAAAAUUCCCGGGCUGUACCUCGUACCUUUUCGUAAUGAUGAUGCUGGCGAGAAACAUAGUGCAUGUAGUGGAGGCGGCGAUGGAUGUGCUAUAUCCACCACUUUCCAGCUGAAUGGCCCGUCAAAAUAAACGAACGAUCAGGGGAAAUGGGAAAGAGAUCCGGUUGCCCCAGUCGUAAGAGGGGUACUCGAGGUGAUGAGAAAGGACAUGAGGGAUCCUAUACCGUCCGAGGAACUAAAAUGAAGCUCAUACAUACUGUGAGUCCCAUGAUGACGCUUGGAGACU
This is a messenger RNA of Aspergillus pseudonomiae, 688 nucleotides long. RefSeq lists its product as uncharacterized. The record is from RefSeq and is a predicted model, not a curated record. NCBI's taxonomy places the organism in Eukaryota, Fungi, Ascomycota, Eurotiomycetes, Eurotiales, Aspergillaceae. The transcript has a single exon. The coding region runs from base 350 to 532 and encodes 60 amino acids.